AUGAUUCCUUUGUCCCUGAGCCUCAAACCCCCGUUAUUCUCACCCUACUAUUCUUACAAUUGCCACUCACAGAAGACCCGCAUACAGAAAACAAUUCUGUGCUUCAGAAACAAAAGAAGGCGAUAUGGGUUUGAAAGAUCAACAAAGCUCGUGCUAGAAUCAGCUUGUAUUAUUGCUUCGAAAAUUGGGAUUUUACCGGAGCCACUGGAGUUAUUGUUGAGAGAAUUGGGAGGUGGUAAUAGAGGCGGUAAUGGAGGAGGGUUUGGAUCCUGGAAUGGAUUUGGAUGGGGAGCUUUCGAUGGUUCGAAAAAGAGAAGGAAAUCGAAACUGGGAAUUUUAGUUAUUUUUGUAAUUUUGGGUGUUGGCCUCUGGUUAGUUUCGGGUAAAGAAUUGGUUAUAGAUGAUGUUUCCUUGGGGGGCUUGGGUUUAGUUUUAUUUGGGCUUUCAAUGGAUGGGUGGAGAAGAGGAGCUAAAGAUUGGAUUUUGGGAUUUUGUUGCUGUGCUGUUUUGAUGAGUUUAUUGUGCAAGAAAGAAAAUCUUGAGGGAUGUGUUAGAAGCAUCGUUGUACCAACCACUACUGAUCAUGGCAAAAAAGGCUGUAGUUCUACUCCACUUUAUGCUUUACAAUCAUCGGCUGAAAGGCUGAAAGUGAUAUUGAUGGAUGUGAAAAGUCGUGAAAGGGUAUAUCCAGUUAAUGGAUCAAUAUGUGUCAAAAAGCAUAGUCACUGUACCAUAUUUGCAGCCAGUGUGGAUAUGGUUGCAAAAUCUAUAGAGAGGAGAAACGAUAACUGGUUCAUCCAGACUAAAGUUCCUAAUGAUUUGAUCAUACAAAUUGAAGAAAAGAGCUUUCACUUGCAUAAGCUUCCUCUGGUCUCAAGAAGUGGUUUUUUAAACAGAAUGGUAUUUCAGAAUCGUGGAUAUGGCAAUCUUAGUCUCCAGAUCGACAAUCUCCCUGGUGGAUCAAAAUGUUUUGAGUUAGUUUUAAAGUUCUGUUAUGGUUGGAAGGUCAAUCUUACAGCAACAAAUGUUGCUCCACUUUAUUGUGCCGCUCACUUCUUGGAAAUGAGUGAUGAUCUUGAACAAGGAAAUCUGAUUUCGAAAACUGAGGACUUUUUGAGUUAUAUAAUUGUUUCAUCGUGGAAAGAUACAUUUAGAAUCUUCAAAAGCUGUGAAUCCAUCUCUUCCUGGGCCCGAGACUUGCAAAUAUUGAAACGAUGCUCAGAAACAGUUGCUUGGAAAGUCUGCACGAAUGCCUGUGCAAAUGGAAGUGCGGAAAAUGAACUGUAUUUGAAUGUUUUGUCUGAAAGCAUAAAUCAAAUGGAUACCAACAAUUUAUCAGAUGGGUGGUGGUUUGAAGAUAUUUCAUUUCUUCGAAUAGAUCAUUUCGUUGAAGUAAUUGAAUCAAUCAAAAGAAAAAAGGUUCAGCCUAAUCUUGUGGGUUCAUGUAUCACUCUCUGGACAGUAAAGUGGCUUUCUGGACUUACGUUGCAGCACAACAAUCUGAAUCAGACAGAUCUGACUGUCCAAAUGCACAAGGUUACAACUGAAUGUUUGAUAAAGAUACUGCCUGCAGAAAGAAAUUCAGUUUCCUGCAAUUUUCUACUUCAUCUUUUAAAGGCAGCUCAUAUCAUGAAAAUUGAGUCAGAGUUGCUACACAAGCUUGAAAGAAGAAUAGCGCUCAUGCUUGAAAGCUGUAAAGCUACAGACCUUUUAGUUAAGAGUAGUGCCAGUCUUUUCGAUGUGGACAUAAUUGCUAAAGUGGUCGAAGCUUAUGUUUCCAUAUCUUUAAGUAAUACCCUACCAAGAAUGUAUGCCGUUGGAAGGUUGGUCGAUGAAUAUCUUGUGUUAGUGGCCAGAGACGAGAAUCUUCCUGCAAAAAGUUUCCAGCUACUUGUGGAAGUGUUGCCAAAAGAAGCUAGAAGUUGCGAUGACGACCUUUAUAGAGCUAUAGACAUUUACCUUAAGGCACAUCCUAACCUGAAUGAAGAGGAAAGAAAAAAUAUAUGUAGGGUCCUGGAAUACCAUAAACUUUCCCAAGAUGCACGCCAGCAUGCCACAAAGAAUGAACGGUUGCCAGUGAACAUUAUCACACAGUUUAUGCUUCUUGAACAAGUUGAUAUGUCAAGAUCUUUCAUGGCUGCUGCAUUGAAUAACCAGAGAACAAAAUCACAGGCAAUACUACGAGUUAGUGAAGGUGCGGGAAAGGAAUGGAUAAACACCCAGAAAGAAAUAAAGAUAAUUAAAGAGGACGUUGAUAUGUUGAAAUUUCAAGUCGGUGAAUUGCUGCAACGUAAAGUGGAGCUCCAAAAGCAUAUGAAUAAGGGGAAUCCUCUGUGCCUACUCAGUUCAACAUUUCCAAAUCUUAGGAGAGUCGAGAGAAGCUCGGGAGUUGCUCUCGAGCUGUCUAGUAGAGCAGCUAAAUCCCAUAAACACUAG
This is a messenger RNA of Fraxinus pennsylvanica, 2436 nucleotides long. Lineage: Eukaryota; Viridiplantae; Streptophyta; Magnoliopsida; Lamiales; Oleaceae. The record is from the annotation of a GenBank genome assembly.